CACAAACUCCACUAUUUCUGCCCCUGCAAUCAAUGGUGAGUAAUCCAAACUCUCUGCUUCAAUUAAUAGCAAUACCGCGUCGAUCGGCGCCAUCACUUCACGAUUUCAACAGUAUUCAUGCAUUUCAUUGAUCAUUGAGUCAGUUUCUACGGCGGAGAAGAAGCCGACGGCCGCGGCAGCAGCAAGUGGCCGCCGUGGCUGCGGCCGCUGCUGCAGAGCAGCUUCUUCGGCCAAUGGAAGGCGCACGCGGCGACGGCGCACAAGAGCGAGUGCAACAUGUUCUGCUUGGAUUGCAUCGCCGCGCCGCUCUGCUCACUCUGCCUCGACUUUCACAAGGAUCACCGCCGUAUUCAGAUGCGGAGAUCGUCGUACCACGACGUGAUUAGAGUGGGGGAGAUUCAGAAGUUUCUGGAUAUCGGAGGUGUUCAGACCUACAUUAUCAACAGCGCGAAAAUCGUGUUUCUGAAUCAGCGCCGCCGCCCUCAGCCGCGCCACGGGAAAGGCGCCGCCGCCAAUUCCUGUUGCGUCUGCUACCGCAGCCUCCUCGAUUCCUUCACUUUAUGUUCCAUUGGCUGCAAGAUCGUCGGAACAUCGAAGAAUUUCGAUAAGGAGAAGAUGAGGAUUGAUGAUGGCGGCGGGGCCUCCGACUCCGACGAGUCGUCGGAGACGUUGACCGCUGCCUGCUUUCAUAAACAAGCUUUUGGAAGGAAAGCGCAGAGCUUCACUCCAUCGACUCCGCCACAGACUGCCGUGGCAUAGCGGCGGAAAGGCGUUCCUCGCCGAGCUCCCACCGGCGCCAUUUUAACUGAAUAAUGCAUUAUGUUUAUUAUGCGUUUGUUACAUAGUGAAAAGGAUAAAUUAGAAUUCAAAAUAAAAUUAAAAAAAGUAAGCAAAAUAUGCUGUGUAGUGUAGCAUAGUAGUUUGUUUGUAACAUAGUUGUAUGGAGUAGUAAAUAGAAAAUAAAUAAAAGGCCUUUUAGAGUA
Messenger RNA from Salvia splendens (bonfire salvia), 983 nucleotides. RefSeq names its product protein RGF1 INDUCIBLE TRANSCRIPTION FACTOR 1. The record is from RefSeq and is a predicted model, not a curated record. The transcript is spliced from 4 exons. NCBI's taxonomy places the organism in Eukaryota, Viridiplantae, Streptophyta, Magnoliopsida, Lamiales, Lamiaceae. The coding region runs from base 277 to 759 and encodes 160 amino acids.